Molecule: messenger RNA, 1512 nt
Organism: Parasteatoda tepidariorum (common house spider)
Lineage: Eukaryota; Metazoa; Arthropoda; Arachnida; Araneae; Theridiidae
Source: RefSeq, a predicted model, not a curated record
GGUACCCCAAUACACUGCUUUGGCCCGUGCUUCAGGUAAACGGGAGGUGCAUAUUGGCCUGUUUGCACCAAUCGGCUGGUCACAAUCGUCAUCUGUUGACUAGGGUCAAGCCCGAUGUCACCUACUGGGCACCUCGUUAAGGGUGGAGGCUGCUUCAGGGUUGACUUACGGGCGUAUAGCUAUUGGUCAGCAUCGGUGUCAGAUAGCGGGUUGGUGGCAACACCAAUUCGUUAAUUGCUUCCCAUAAGUAGGACUCCGUGGUGGGUGUUGCCGCUAGUAGUAGAAAUAAUUCUUAUUUUCUAUGGCUGAAAAUGGUAAGGUGUUCAGUUCCGCACACCAAAGCAAAAACAGCGGAACACCCCUUACACCAUAUGACUACGCUAGAUUCUUUAUGAUAAAUCUAACUAACCCUGCUAUACCAAAUACAUCUUUCACUAAUGUAUCUCCAAUUUUGAUACACAAGGCUCUUCUCUCCGUUUUGGGGGAAGUAACCUCUGUGAAAAAGCUGCGUUCUGGCGACCUCCUCGUACAAGUCUCCUCAGAUAAACUAGCUACUGUCUUAACAACAUGUACUAAAAUGUGCUCGUUUGAUGUUGCUAUUACACCACAUAAAUCUUUGAACACCUGCAGAGGUGUUAUUUCAGAAACAGAUUUCAUAAAUGACACAGAAGAAAUGAUAGUAGAGGAAUUUGAAAACCAACAUGUUUCAUCUGUACUAAGGAUCAAGAUUCGCAGGGAUGGUAAACUCAUCCCUACGAAGCAUCUUAUCCUUACGUUUAACUUGCCCAAACUGCCAUCUUCGGUGAAGCUUGCUUGGCAUAACUGUCCAGUUCGACCAUAUGUGCCCAAUCCUUUGAGAUGUUUUAAUUGUCAAAGGUUUGGACACUCUAAAGCAUCGUGUCGAGGCAAAGCUACCUGUGCUCGUUGUUUUGGCAUUGACCACGAGGACAAUUUCUGUGAGUUGCCACCCUUUUGCGUAAAUUGCGAGGGUGAUCAUGUGGCCUACUCCAGGGGUUGUCCUAAAUGGUCACAGGAAAAGGAAAUACUAUCUAUCAAAGUAAUGCAAAACCUGACAUUUAGUGAAGCACGCCGAAUAGUUACAGCCCGUACACCUCGUCCGGGUGUGUCCUAUUCUGCGGCUGCUAAGAUUUCAUAUAAUUCAGUGAGCACUCAAACCGAUAUUUUACCAGCAAAUUCCUCACAGCACACAAACCGAAAACUUCCUAUUCCAUCUACUACACUCAACAAAAAACCCGUAUUUAAUUUCACUGGACCGUCGACAUCUCGUAGGCCUAUAUCAACUUCUCCUCCACCUACAAAAGCAUCCCGAACUAAUUUCUCAGAGAAAGUUCGGCCUGCCUCAGCGCUGAACUCGUACUCAAAACUACCACCUAGCAUAACCAGAAAGAAGAAAAAAACCCAAAUUUAAUCAAAACAACAGUCAAUCUACUUCUGCUUCACAGAAGAUGGAUGAUGUUUUGACGCUACAUCCUUCGGAAGAUGAAUCCCUUU